CUCUUCGAUCCUUCAGCACAACUGAGAUUUCCAAGCAGUUUCCUAAACGGGGAAAAUAGGAGGGGUUUAAAGAACCCAAAGAGGUUUCCCAAUGGCUUUUUUUUUUUCGUGAGUCUAUGGAAACGUGAGCGAAAGUAACGCCCGUGGGGGAAGAAUAAAACUACAAAUCCCAUGCGCCGAAGCGAGAGCAGAGGUGGUGGGGAAAAGGAGAAGCAGGUGGGAUUAAUGUCAUGAGGGAGGAGGAGUGCCUGGUUUGAAGCACCCGCGGGGCUGAGUCCUGAUCGCGCGCGGUGAAUGAAAGAAGCGGCGGUGGCGGCGGCCUGAAAUGCCCCGUCGGGCGAGUGACAGUGGAGAGCAGAGGUCUGGCCGGGAGAGCGGAAGCGGCCCGCUCGGAGAUAUCCCAUGCUGUCCCGCCACGUUCACAGGCUGGUUAGAGAUUGGGGCUUGUACCAGAAUCAUCUUCAAAGAUACCUCCAGAAUGCUCAAGCUUUUCAGUGCCUGAAGUGUGUGGAGUACUAUUCUUGGGCUUGCUACCCACACUUGAACCUUCAGAAUUUUGGGGAGAAUUGGAGACUUCCCCUGUUCUGGAACUUACAACUUUCUCCCAAUCUCUGGCAAAACUAUUCCAUUCAUUUUUGUACUGCGAAAAUGAAAUCCGAGGACUGUGAACCAGUUUUUAAAAAACGAAGAGAGAGCGAAGUGCAGGACAUUAAUUGCAGUGUUGAAGAAAAGAUAAAUGUAUCGUCUUUAAAUGAAAAAUCAUCAUCUCUGGUUACAGAAGAAAGCACUCCAAAACUAAAAAGAUUGAUCAAGAGACAUUGGGAAUACUUUUGCCAUCAAAGUAAAAAAACAACAGUUAUUGGAGACAAGACGCAGAUCAACGAAGAUGAUAAAGACCCACAGGCAACAUUUGAUUUUACUGUAAUGUCAUACAACAUUCUUUCCCAGGAUUUAUUAGAAUACAAUCCCCACCUCUACAGACAUUGCCAGCAGCAAAUACUAGCUUGGAAUUAUCGCUUUCCCAACAUUCUUGCUGAUAUCAAACAACUUGAUGCAGAUGUACUUUGUUUGCAGGAAGUCCAAGAAGACCAAUAUGGAGUAGAGAUCAAACCAACCUUGGAAGCCCUAGGCUAUCACUGUGAAUACAAAAUGAGGACAAGAAGAAAGCCUGAUGGCUGUGCCACAUGCUUCAAGACCUCCAAAUUCAGUCUUCUUUCCUCCAAUCCUGUGGAAUUCUUCCGUCACAAUAUCCCACUUUUGGAUAGAGAUAAUGUGGGGCUAGUUCUGCUCCUGCAGCCUCGGUUUUCCUACAAAGCCCCCACAGCCAUUUGUGUGGCCAAUACACAUCUCCUGUAUAAUCCAAGGCGGGGAGACAUUAAACUAACCCAGCUAGCCAUACUCCUGGCAGAAAUUACCAGUGUUGCCAUUCGUGAAGAUGGGCGUUUUUGUCCCCUUGUCCUCUGUGGUGAUUUCAAUUCUGUCCCUCAUUCUCCUCUGUACAAUUUCUUGACAGAAGGAAAGCUGAAUUAUGAAGGCCUGCCAAUAGGAAAAGUGUCUGGCCAGGAACAGUCCCCAAGGGGCCAAAGGAUACUUAAGAUUCCCAUUUGGCCUCACAGCCUUGGCAUUUCUCAGGAUUGUAUGUACGAGGAACAUCAGAAACGCCUAGUAAAAGAAAGAGAGAGCAGAGAGACUAAAGAUGCAAGUUUAGAACAGUCAGAAGAGAUCCUAAUUGUAGCAAAAAGAUUGCCCACAGAUUUACAUCACAGCUUUCAAUUGUCUUCAGUCUAUUCUCAUUAUCUGCCUGACAAUGGAGUUCCAGAAGUAACAACCUGCCACUCAAGAAGUGCAGUGACUGUAGAUUACAUCUUCUAUUCUGUAGCAAGGGACAAUGUUACUCAGGAAUCAGGAGCUGAACUUCUUUUCAGUGGAGGACUGAGUCUCCUGGGUAGACUGUCAUUGGUAACUGAGCAAGAUCUGUGGGGAGUCAAUGGACUUCCUAAUGAAAGCAAUUCCUCUGACCAUCUCCCUCUCCUGGCUAAGUUCAGGCUGGAAGAAUAACUUUUGGAUGAAAAUAAUUGGUGUCUUCUCUCUUACCUUCUCUCAUCUUAAUUUUUAUCAAACCCAGCAAAAAUGACUGAAGAUAUUUUUAUAUCUGCUGUAAAUUAUCAAUAUCACUCAUAAAAAAAAGCAAGCUACUUUUACAUAAGGAUUUUUUUUUUAAUAAAUGA
Thamnophis elegans (Western terrestrial garter snake) is the source of this 2228-nucleotide messenger RNA. It is a transcript of the gene ANGEL2, whose product is annotated as angel homolog 2. Lineage: Eukaryota; Metazoa; Chordata; Lepidosauria; Squamata; Natricidae. The transcript is spliced from 9 exons. Gene Ontology annotation, molecular function: mRNA 3'-UTR binding; 3'-5'-RNA exonuclease activity. Gene Ontology annotation, biological process: 3'-UTR-mediated mRNA stabilization. The record is from RefSeq and is a predicted model, not a curated record. Bases 403 to 2058 code for a protein of 551 amino acids.